CUAACCGAAACUAAGUGCGGCUCAAAUGUACGAUGUCAGACAUGUGCUCUGUGUGAUCUUCAUUCAAACUCUUCGAGUGAUUUUACAGUUAGCUCUAAGCUACUGUCAUUUCUAGAGAACUGAAAUGGGUUGCUUUAUUCUCUCUUCAUCGUGGAAGUUUUGAAUUGUUGGCGGUCUCGGGCGAAGCACAAGAUGACUAUCAUGGACUACUUCACCCAGUUGGGCUCUAACCCCUACUUCGGUGCGGGAUUCGGUCUGUUCGGGGUCGGUGCUGCAGCCGCACUUGCACGAAAAGGAAUGCAGGUGGGCAUGAUCCUGUUCCGGAGGCACUACAUGAUGACGCUGGAGGUGCCGUGCCGCGACAAGAGCUACCAGUGGCUGCUGCAGUGGAUCACCCGGCACGCCCGGCACACGCAGCACCUGAGCGUCGAGACCAGCUUCCAGCAGCACGAGACCGGCCGCGUCAAGACCUCCUUCGACUUCAUCCCCAGUGUGGGCGUCCACUUCUUCACCUAUCGAGGCACGUGGAUCCGUGUGGAACGUAACCGCGAGCAGCACACCUUGGACCUGCACAUGGGAGUGCCCUGGGAGACAGUCACCCUCACAGCACUCGGGAGGGACAAGGGCAUCUACUUCAGCCUCCUCGAGGAAGCCCGCAGCCUCGCCCUGGAGAGGGAGGAGGGCAAGACGGUGAUGUACACGGCGGUGGGGUCGGAGUGGCGCCAGUUUGGCCACCCCCGGCAGAGGAGGCCCCUGGGCUCGGUCAUCCUGGACGACGGACUGGGACAGCGCAUCCUCGCAGACGUCAGGGACUUCAUCGCCAACCCAAAGUGGUACACCGACAGAGGGAUUCCAUACCGGAGAGGCUACCUGCUGCAUGGACCUCCUGGGUGCGGCAAGAGCAGCUUCAUCACGGCGUUGGCGGGAGAGCUGCAGUACAGCAUCUGCGUGCUGAACCUGAGCGAGCGAGGUCUCUCAGACGACCGGCUCAACCACCUGAUGAGCCUCGUUCCGCAGCAGAGCAUCGUUCUGCUGGAGGACAUAGACGCCGCCUUCCUCAGCAGGGAGGACACCGCUGGAGUGAAAGCUGCCUAUGAAGGGCUGAGCAGGGUGACCUUCAGCGGCCUGCUCAACAUGCUGGACGGAGUGGCGUCGGCUGAGGCACGCAUCCUCUUUAUGACCACAAACUACCUUGAGAGACUGGACCCUGCGCUGAUUCGGCCGGGCCGCGUGGACGUGCGCGAGUACAUCGGACACGCAACAGACUUCCAGCUGGCGGCCAUCUUCCGCAAGUUCUACCCGGCGGAGCCCGAGGCCAGUGCCGGGGACUUCGUGUCCGCGGUGCGAACCCAGGUGCCUGGUCCGCUGAGUAUGGCGCUCAUCCAGGGGUUCUUUAUGUUCCACAAGGACGACCCCCAGGGGGCCAUAAGGAAUGUGGCUGUCAUGGCUAAACAACGAUGACCAGCGAAUUCAAUGCUGCGUCGGGUAGUUGUGUGUAGGAGAUUGUGUACAUCGUGUAAAUUGACGGGUUUGAAAUAAAGAUCCCGCGUUUUUAAGCUGUUA
This is a messenger RNA of Ixodes scapularis (black-legged tick), 1563 nucleotides long. RefSeq names its product mitochondrial chaperone BCS1 (gene Bcs1). Gene Ontology annotation, biological process: mitochondrial respiratory chain complex III assembly; protein insertion into mitochondrial inner membrane from matrix. Gene Ontology annotation, molecular function: ATP binding; ATP hydrolysis activity. The transcript is spliced from 9 exons. Lineage: Eukaryota; Metazoa; Arthropoda; Arachnida; Ixodida; Ixodidae. Gene Ontology annotation, cellular component: mitochondrial inner membrane. Bases 193 to 1461 code for a protein of 422 amino acids. The record is from RefSeq and is a predicted model, not a curated record.